GUGAAACUACGGAGUAGAGGAGCAGGGGGUCUACUCGGAGCCGGACUCCACUCAGACUCAAGCAGACUCGGGAGCAGUUAAAUGCACUUUCCGUUCAGCUGAUGUUGUGUUGACUUGAGGGGGGCCGCUCCUCCGCAUCUCUCCUACGGACGAGGCCGACGCUUUUUUUGGACUUUGUCUGGCUUUUCCUUUUUGGCCCAUUUAUCUUUUUUUAAAAACGGGAGCAAGCUGGCGCUUCCGCCAUGUUGAUUCAAGUUGUGUUUGUGCGGAGAGUGACUGCACUGGGAGCCAAGUGACAAGCCCCGCACGUUUGGUCGACAGUCAGUCAGGGGGCUGUUACUGCGCCGGUGACGCAGGAAAAACACCCAGAAGCCAAGAGUCUGGGGGGGGGGGGGGGAAACGUCGGAAUUAAAACAAGAGAUCUUUAGGUGACCCCCCGUCUGCGAGAAGCCGUCACCGACACAGGCCCACGUUUAUAUAACACACCGCCACGACAUCGCCGCUGAAGGUUUGGACGUAGCCCGACAAUAGAAGAGGGGGAAGUCCUAUCAAAUUCCUGGUUAUGCAAUGGUCUCAGCGGCACAUCCAGAUCGCCAGGUGCUCGUGUCCCUCUCUCGCGUGUUCGGGCUUUCUUCCCUCCGCUCCACGGCUGAGGUGGCUCUGAUUUCCCUCCUGGUCAGCGCCGCGUAAAAGAGGCCAAGAUUGCCAAGAUCUGCCCCGUGGCGAGCAUGACGGCCACCACGCGUGGCUCUCCUGUGGGGGGCAACGACAGCCAGGGCCAGGCGCCUGAUGCUCAGAGCCAACCCCCAUUGCCACAGAACCAGACAUCAUCUCCUAACUCAUCUAAUGAGAACUCUCCAGUGAGUCCCCCCGGUGAGCACGGGCAAGGGGAUGGACCACCCCAGCUGGAGGAGGAAGAGCCCGCCUUCCCUCACACUGACCUAGCCAAGCUAGAUGACAUGAUCAACAGGCCUCGUUGGGUCGUUCCAGUGUUGCCAAAAGGAGAGUUAGAAGUCCUCUUGGAGGCUGCUAUAGACCUCUGUAAAAAAGGACUGGAUGUGAAGUGUGAGGCCUGUCAGAGGUUUUUUCGAGAUGGUUUGACUAUCUCAUUCACAAAGAUCCUGACAGACGAGGCUGUUAGCGGCUGGAAGUUUGAGAUUCACAGGUGUAUCAUUAACAACACACACCGCCUGGUGGAGCUGUGUGUGGCCAAGCUCCCUCAGGACUGGUUCGCCCUACUGGAGCUUCUGGCCAUGGCCACUAACCCCCACUGCAAGUUCCACAUCUACAAUGGCACGCGGCCCUCUGAGACCGUCCCCGCUGGAGGGCAGCUGGCUGACGACGACCUCUACGCCCGACCACCUGACCCACGCUCGCCAAAGGGCUGGUUGGUGGACUUAAUAAAUAAAUUUGGCACGUUAAACGGGUUUCAAUUGUUGCACGAUCGCUUCAUGAGUGGCCAAGCACUGAACGUCCAGAUCAUCGCUGCACUUAUCAAGCCUUUUGGCCAGUGUUACGAGUUCCUCACAUUGCACACAGUGAAGAAGUACUUCCUCCCCGUCAUCGAGAUGGUCCCCCAGUUCCUAGAGAACCUGACCGACGAGGAGCUUAAGAAAGAGGCCAAGAAUGAAGCCAAAAACGACGCACUGUCCAUGAUAAUCAAGUCUCUAAAGAACCUUGCAUCUCGCGUACCAGGACAAGAGGAGACUGUGAAGAAUUUAGAGAUUUUUAGGUUAAAAAUGAUUCUUAGGUUAUUGCAAAUUUCUUCUUUUAACGGCAAAAUGAAUGCACUAAAUGAAGUUAACAAGGUGAUAUCCAGCGUGUCCUACUACACUCAUCGACAUAACCCGGAGGAGGAUGAAUGGUUGACAGCAGAGCGCAUGGCGGAGUGGAUCCAGCAGAACCAUAUUCUGUCCAUCGUCCUACGGGACAGUUUACACCAGCCUCAGUAUGUUGAGAAACUGGAGAAGAUCCUUCGCUUCGUUAUAAAAGAAAAAGCGCUUACUAUGCAGGAUCUCGACAACAUCUGGGCAGCACAGGCUGGCAAACACGAGGCCAUCGUAAAAAAUGUCCACGACCUGCUGGCUAAGCUAGCAUGGGAUUUCUCUCCUGAACAGCUUGAUCAUCUCUUUGACUGUUUUAAGGCAAGCUGGACUAACGCCAGUAAGAAGCAGCGGGAAAAACUGCUAGAACUCAUCCGCCGCCUGGCCGAGGACGACAAAGACGGCGUGAUGGCUCACAAAGUCCUCAAUCUGCUGUGGAACUUAGCCCACAGCGACGACGUGCCUGUAGACAUAAUGGACCAAGCUCUUAGUGCUCACAUCAAAAUACUGGAUUACAGUUGCUCACAGGACAGAGACACUCAGAAGAUCCAGUGGAUCGAUCGGUUCAUAGAGGAGCUACGCACCAAUGACAAAUGGGUGAUUCCCGCCCUCAAGCAAAUCCGAGAAAUCUGUAGCCUUUUUGGAGAAGCUCCUCAGAACUUAAGAAAGAAAAUGCCAAUUAACAUGCAAAUGAGCUUGGUUGGUCAAACCCAGAGAAAUCCCCAUGCGUUUUACCGCCAUGACCUUAUCAACCAGCUGCAAAAUAACCACGCUCUCGUCACGCUGGUGGCUGAGAACCUGUCGGCCUACAUGGAGACAAUGCGGCAGUUCUCAAAAGAAGAACAGGCAGAGUUUGACCCUCAGACAGUGCGGCCAGGAAGCCGCUACAGUCACGUUCAGGAAGUACAAGAACGACUUAACUUCCUCAGGUUCCUUUUAAAGGAUGGUCAGCUGUGGCUGUGCGCCCCUCAGGCCAAGCAGAUCUGGAAGUGUCUGGCUGAGACUGCAGUCUUCCUCUGUGACCGUGAGGCCUGCUUUAAAUGGUACUCCAAACUGAUGGGCGAUGAACCCGACCUGGAUCCGGACAUCAACAAAGACUUCUUUGAGAACAACGUUCUGCAGUUGGACCCCUCACUGUUGACGGAGAAUGGCAUGAAGUGCUUCGAGAGGUUCUUCAAGGCUGUCAACUGCAGAGAAGGCAAAUUAGUCGCCAAACGUCGGGCCUACAUGAUGGAUGACCUGGAAUUAAUAGGCUUGGACUACCUCUGGAGGGUGGUAAUUCAAGGAAGCGACGACAUCGCCAGCAGAGCUAUCGACCUGCUGAAGGAAAUCUACACCAAUCUUGGCCCAAAAUUACAAGUCAACCAGGUGGAAAUCCAUGAAGACUUCAUCCAGUCGUGUUUUGACCGUCUGAAGGCCUCUUACGACACCCUGUGUGUGUUGGACGGAGACAAAGACAGCAUCAAUUGCGCGCGCCAGGAGGCCAUCCGCAUGGUGCGAGUGCUCACUGUGCUGAAGGAGUACAUCAAUGAGUGUGACAGCGACUACCAUGAGGAGAGAACUAUCCUGCCCAUGUCGAGGGCCUUCCGGGGAAAGCAUAUCACGUUGAUAGUGCGCUUCCCUAACCAGGGCCGCCAGGUGGACGACCUGGAUAUCUGGUCGCACACCAACGACACAAUCGGCUCGGUGAGGCGCGGCAUCCUGAACCGGAUCAAAGCUAACGCCGCGCACACCAAGAUAGAGCUUUUCAUCGGUGGGGAGGUCGUUGACCCAGCUGACGACAGGAAGCUGAUUGGACAGCUCAAUUUGAAGGAUAAAACUCUGAUCACGGCCAAACUAACUCAGGUGAGUGCCAACAUGCCCUCCAGCCCAGACAGCUCGUCCGACUCCUCCACUGGCUCUCCUGGUAACCACGGAAACCACUACAGCGACGGCCCCAACCCCGAAGUAGAGAGCUGUCUUCCAGGAGUGAUCAUGUCGCUGCACCUCCGCUACAUUUCCUUCCUGUGGCAGGUGGCUGACUUGGGCUGCCAGCUCAACAUGCCCCUCCUUAGAGACGGAGCUAGAGUUCUCAUGAAACUCAUGCCUCCAGAUAACACCACUGUAGAGAAUCUGCGAGCUGUGUGUUUGGACCAUGCCAAGCUCGGCGAGAACAGCCUCAGUCCUUCACUGGACUCACGCUUCUUUGGCCCCUCGCCCUCACAAGUGCUCUACCUCAUUGAGGUUGUAUAUGCUUUGCUGAUGCCAGCCAGCGCCGCCCUGGGCGAGGAUGCCAGCGACUUCCAGUACAACUUCCUAAAAAGCGGCGGGUUGCCGCUGGUGUUGAGCAUGCUCACCCGGAACAACUUCCUGCCGUCUGCUGACAUGGAGACGCGGCGUGGCGCUUACCUCAAUGCCCUAAAAAUUGCCAAGCUCCUCCUCACUGCCGUUGGCUUUGGGCACGUGAAGGCAGUGGCGGAGGCCUGCCAGCCCAACGCAGAAGGAAAUAUCCCAGUUUCCCCGAUUAAUCAGGCCACUCACGAUCAGGCUCUAGUUCUGCAGACCGCCCUGCAAAACAUCCCUAACCCUGCCUCAGAAUGUAUGCUGCGCAACGUAGCCAUCCGCUUGGCCCAGCAGAUUUCUGAUGAGAAUUUUUUCCAGGCGUCAAAGUCUAUCCCCGACAUCUGCGUGAUCCGAGCGGUACAGAAAAUUGUUUGGGCAUCAGGCUGCGGUACUGUGCAGCUUGUCUUCAGUUCUAAUGAAGACAUCAGCAAGAUUUAUGAGAAGACCAAUGCAGCCAAGGAACCGGACGGCGAGGACGAGCAGGUGUGUUGCGAGGCCUUGGAAGUGAUGACGUUGUGUUUCGCCCUGAUGCCCACAGCCCUGGACACCCUCAGUAAGGAGCGGGCUUGGCAGACUUUCAUCAUAGACUUGCUGCUACACUGCCACAGCAGAUCCGUGCGUCAGAUGGCUCAAGAGCAGUUUUUCCUGAUGGCAACCAGGUGCUGCAUGGGCCAAAGACCCCUCCUCUUCUUCAUCACCCUUCUGUUUACGGUUAUGGGGACCACAGCUAAGGAGCGAGCUAAACACGCUGGGGACUACUUCACUUUGCUCCGGCACCUUCUGAACUAUGCCUAUAACAGCAACAUCAACCUGCCAAAUGCCGAGGUGCUGCUGAACAAUGAGAUAGACUGGUUGAAACGGAUAAGGGACGAAGUCAAGAGGACGGGGGAGACCGGCGUGGAGGAGACCAUCUUGGAAGGCCACCUCGGAGUCACCAAGGAGCUUCUGGCUUUCCAGAUUCCUGAGAAAAAAUAUUAUAUUGGCUGUGAGAAGGGCGGAGCUAACCUCAUAAAGGAGCUGAUUGAUGACUUCAUCUUCCCAGCGUCAAAUGUUUACCUGCAGUACAUGAAGAGCGGUGACUUCCCUACAGAACAGGCCAUUCCUGUGUGCAGUUCCCCUGCUUCCAUCAAUGCCGGCUUCGAACUCCUAGUGGCCCUGGCUGUCGGCUGUUUCCGCAACCUCAAGCAGAUCGUCGACACGCUCACCGACAUGUACUACUUGGGCUGUGAAACGUUGACAGAGUGGGAGUAUCUGCCUCCAGUGGGCCCGCGGCCUAAUAAAGGUUUUGUGGGUCUAAAGAACGCUGGAGCCACAUGUUAUAUGAACUCUGUCAUUCAGCAGCUGUACAUGAUCCCUCCCAUUCGCAAUGGCAUUUUGGCCAUUGAGGGCACUGGCACCGACGUGGAUGAUGACAUGUCAGGGGAUGAGAAGCAAGAGAAUGAGACUAAUGUGGAUCCUCGUGACGAGGUGUUCAGCUAUCAUCAUCAGUUUGAUGAUAAGCCCUCCAGUAAAGCAGAAGACAGGAAAGAGUACAAUAUUGGGGUAUUGCGUCACCUUCAGGUCAUCUUUGGCCAUUUGGCGGCAUCCAGACUUCAGUACUAUGUUCCGAGGGGAUUCUGGAAACAAUUCAGGUUAUGGGGUGAACCAGUAAAUCUCAGAGAACAGCAUGACGCGCUAGAGUUUUUCAAUUCUUUGGUGGACAGUCUGGAUGAGGCGCUGAAAGCGUUGGGUCACCCCGCUAUGCUCAGCAAGGUGCUGGGAGGCUCCUUUGCUGACCAAAAGAUCUGUCAGGGAUGCCCGCACAGAUACGAGUGUGAGGAGUCAUUCACGACACUUAAUGUCGAUAUCAGAAACCACCAGAACCUUUUGGACUCCAUGGAGCAGUACGUCAAAGGAGAUUUGUUGGAGGGAGCCAAUGCUUACCACUGUGAGAAAUGUAAUAAAAAGGUGGACACAGUCAAGCGCCUGCUGAUAAAGAAGCUGCCGCCUGUCCUAGCCAUCCAACUGAAGCGCUUCGACUACGACUGGGAGCGGGAGUGUGCCAUCAAGUUCAACGACUACUUUGAGUUUCCCAGGGAGUUGGACAUGGAGCCGUACACGGUCGCCGGCGUGGCCAAGAUCGAGGGAGACGACGUCAACCCAGAGAACCAGAUGAUCCAGCAGAACGAGCCUUCGGAGCCCACGCCGUCGGGCAGCUCCAAGUACCGCCUGGUGGGAGUGCUGGUCCACUCGGGCCAGGCCAGCGGCGGACAUUACUACUCCUACAUCAUCCAAAGGAACGGUGGCGAUGGCGAGAGGAACCGCUGGUACAAGUUUGACGAUGGCGACGUGACCGAGUGCAAGAUGGACGACGAGGAGGAGAUGAAGAACCAAUGCUUUGGCGGCGAGUACAUGGGCGAGGUGUUUGAUCACAUGAUGAAAAGGAUGUCGUACCGCCGGCAGAAGCGUUGGUGGAACGCCUACAUUCUUUUCUACGAGCGCAUGGACUCCUUGGACAAGGACAGCGAGCUUGUCAAAUACAUCUCAGAGUUGACCAUCUCCGCCACCAAGCCACAUCAGGUCAAGAUGCCUGGUGUCAUCGAGUGCAGCGUCCGCAAACAGAACGUCCAAUUUAUGCACAACCGAAUGCAAUACAGCCUGGAAUAUUUCCAGUUCAUAAAGAAACUUCUGACCUGUAACAGUGUCUAUUUAAACCCUCCUCCAGGACAAGACCACCUUCUGCCAGAGGCAGAGGAGAUUGCUAUGAUAAGUGCUCAGCUGGCUGCUCGCUUCCUCUUUAGCACAGGCUUCCACACCAAGAAAGUAGUGAGGGGUCCUGCCAGUGAUUGGUAUGACGCUCUCUGCGUCCUGCUGAGACACAGUAAGAAUGUACGCUACUGGUUUGCACACAACGUCCUGUUUGCUUACCCGAACCGGUUCUCCGAGUACUUGCUGGAGUGCCCCAGUGCGGAGGUUCGCAGCGCCUUCGCCAAGCUCAUUGUGUUCAUCGCCCACUUCUCGCUGCAAGAUGGCCCAUGCCCUUCCCCCACUGCAUCACCAGGAACCUCCGUUCAGGGCUGUGAUAACCUCAGUCUCAGUGACCACCUUCUAAGAGCCAUACUCAACCUGCUCAGACGAGAGGUUUCCGAACACGGCCGUCACCUGCAGCAGUACUUCAACCUCUUUGUCAUGUACGCCAAUCUGGGCCUGGCUGAGAAAACCCAGCUGCUGAAGCUGAAUGUGCCAGCCACGUUCAUGUUGGUCGCUCUGGAUGAGGGUCCUGGCCCACCAAUCAAGUACCAGUACGCCGAACUGGGCAAGCUGUACACUGUCGUCUCCCAGCUUAUUCGCUGCUGUGACGUGUCCUCGCGCAUGCAGUCAUCUAUCAACGGUAACCCCCCUCUGAGUAACCCCUAUGGGGACACCAACCUGACGGCCCCGGUGAUGCUGGUGCAGCAGUUGGUGGCCGACAUCCUCUUUGUGCGGACUAGCUACGUGAAGAAAAUUAUUGAGGACUGCAGCAACUCGGAGGAGACUGUGAAGCUGCUCCGCUUUAGCUGCUGGGAGAACCCCCAGUUUUCCUCCACUGUGCUCAGUGAGCUCCUCUGGCAGGUUCAUGUUUCUGAAAAGGUGGCGUACUCUUACAAUUAUGAGCUCAGGCCUCAUUUGGACUUGCUGCUUCAGAUCCUUCUUAUCGAGGACUCCUGGCAGACACACAGGAUCCACAAUGUGCUCAAAGGGAUUCCGGAUGACAGGGAUGGUCUUUUUGAUACCAUCCAGCGCUCCAAGAACCACUACCAGAAACGAGCCUACCAGUGCAUCAAGUGCAUGGUGGCCCUCUUUAGCAACUGCCCAGUGGCUUACCAAAUCCUGCAGAGCAACGGUGACCUCAAGCGAAAGUGGACGUGGGCAGUGGAGUGGCUAGGCGACGAGCUGGAGAGGAGGCCUUACUCUGGGAACCCACAGUACACAUACAACAAUUGGUCGCCUCCAGUCCAGAGCAACGAGACGUCCAACGGCUACUUCCUUGAGCGCUCACACAGCGCACGCAUGACCCUCGCCAAGGCCUGCGAGCUGUGUCCCGAGGAGCUCAAGUGUACUGAGGGAAGCCCAGGGAAGGAGCCCGAUGAACAGGAAGCCCCCGACGAUCAAGACUCUUCACCGCCCGAGGACACGUCUCUCUACCCUCAUUCUCCUGGAACCACACAGUUUCAGCAGAACAACCACCCUCACGGACAGCCGUACACGGGCCCCGCCGCACAGCACAUGAACAACCCCCAGCGCCCAGGCCCCGCCUCGGCGCCCACUCCCGGCCCCGCCUCGGUGCAGACCCCGCCGCCCGCCCCGGCCCCCGCCCCCGCCCCCACUUCCGGCCCCGCUCCCGGCUCGGGCCCGAGAGCACAAGAGAACUGGGAGAGCACAGAGGAGGUGGCUCCGGCUCCCGCCUCAACCCCGGCUCCCGCCCCGACCCCGGCUCCCGCCGCCCCGCCCAAGGAGUAACUUCUCCCGCCCGCCAUGCCAGGCCCGCACCGACACCUCCUCUGCUGUGCCUCUUUACUCUCAUGUUCUCUUCUCGCUCUCUUUGGUUCUCUCCUCUCUUCAGAGCCUGGCCAGCAGGAGGAGGGGCCCUUGCGCUACACGGGGGGGGCGGGGCCUGCUGAGCGCAGGGAGUAGAUUUAAGAGUUCUAAAUAAAGAAAAUUAACCCAGAGCUGGCGAUGAUGAUGAUGAUAAAAAAGGUGUACAUAAUAUUAUGUUAAUGUUUCUGACUGUUGGGAUCGCCCAGUAGCAUAACUGUGUGGUUUGCUGUUGGGAGAGCUUGCGGAUUUAAUAUGAACGACACACAAAAAAUGGAUAUUAUACCAAGAACCCACCAGAAGACAAGAAAUCCUCCGUCAUCGCCCACAGUUCAAGUUUGUUCCGCCAUUGGAUGCUUUAUCGGUCAUUCAACUGUAGAAGACGAAGAAGGACACUGCAUUGUUAUCAUAAUUAUUCUUUAAGCUCCUCAACGACUCACCAGCCGCGUGGCUGCUUUUAGCGAGACAUGCGGAAGGAAGGAAGCAAGUUGAGUUUUACGGUGUUUUGAGGUGAAAACGUUCCGAGAAUCUUUGCCUUUCUUUGUUUUGUUUUUUCCCCCCUGAAGCUCCAGUCAAAAUGCUGUAACAUUUUAGCAUGGCUUUGUCACCACAUUAGUGUGUAGCCCAAACAACCUGAAGCUCUCCUUUUUUCUACUCCUCUCCAAUGACAAGAUUUUUCUUUCAACCAAUGUAUGACUUAAGUGGCUUUUUUCCAAUUGCACAUAUAAUAUUAAUAUCCUCCAAACGUCACAUUUUGGCAGCCCGGUGUUCCAGUGGGAUUAGACGGCUUAUAGCUAAUAGGAGAAAACAAGAAAUCCAAACAUAUGCAACAAAUAGACUGUCUUUUUUUUUUUUUUUUUUUCUGUUUUCAGCCGAGCCCUGUAUUUUUUUUUUUAUUUUUUUUUUUUUACAAUCACCUGUGUCGCCUAGUGGCUGCCAACCAUUGUCACAUCCCAGCCAGGGUUCAGGGGUGGCAGACAGGCGGCUGGUUAGUCAAUGUUGCAACAUUCACUGACUUGUACUUCUGUAGGAGUAAAAGGUAAAAACAUCAGUAAAUACUGUAUUUAAUUGGUAA
Molecule: messenger RNA, 9774 nt
Organism: Entelurus aequoreus (snake pipefish)
Lineage: Eukaryota; Metazoa; Chordata; Actinopteri; Syngnathiformes; Syngnathidae
Gene: usp9
Product: ubiquitin specific peptidase 9
Exons: 48
Coding region: 729-8624 (2631 amino acids)
Biological process (GO): protein deubiquitination; cell migration
Cellular component (GO): cytosol; nucleus
Molecular function (GO): cysteine-type deubiquitinase activity; cysteine-type endopeptidase activity
Source: RefSeq, a predicted model, not a curated record